GAACAAACUCUUACCGUAUUCGAAUAUCUCAGUCUCUUUUACGGGACCAUGAAAGACAACAGCUUCUGCGUUAUGCCACUGUAUGACAUCGAACACGUUAUUCUUUUGACGGACGAUCAGCAAGAGGCCCUGGCAAAAGCAUUCACAUCGAUCCACUGCAAGCGCUUCCACACACCAUCUUUCUUCAUCAAUGUUCGCUUUACGGAUGUAUCGUCAUAGGAGGUCUACAGAGACGAGGUCCUACGAUACUAAAACUGCGCUAUCUUGACAACUCUAGCCAGCGAAUAUCGCACGAGAGGACAGUAUGGUGAACAAUGUCGGGGGCUUAUGAAGGCGUUGGAUCAGAUCGUAGUUCCUGAAAGCGUGAACUUCCUCUUAAAUAUCUGUGGA
Messenger RNA from Macroventuria anomochaeta, 390 nucleotides. RefSeq lists its product as uncharacterized. The transcript has a single exon. The record is from RefSeq and is a predicted model, not a curated record. Lineage: Eukaryota; Fungi; Ascomycota; Dothideomycetes; Pleosporales; Didymellaceae. Bases 49 to 219 code for a protein of 56 amino acids.